This is a messenger RNA of Fukomys damarensis (Damara mole-rat), 1926 nucleotides long. It is a transcript of the gene Elavl1, whose product is annotated as ELAV like RNA binding protein 1. Bases 157 to 1137 code for a protein of 326 amino acids. The record is from RefSeq and is a predicted model, not a curated record. Gene Ontology annotation, cellular component: ribonucleoprotein complex. The transcript is spliced from 6 exons. Gene Ontology annotation, molecular function: RNA binding. Lineage: Eukaryota; Metazoa; Chordata; Mammalia; Rodentia; Bathyergidae.
UCACUCCCUCUGCCAGGAGCAGGGCUCUCUUCCACCUGGAGAUCUCCUGCCGCGAGCCCGGCUCCGAGCUCACUCACCACUUGGUGCCUCCUCCAGCUGCCACUCUUCCUCCACCCCCACUGGAAUCAACUGUUCCCUGAUUACAAAAAGAAUACAAUGUCUAAUGGUUAUGAAGACCACAUGGCCGAAGACUGCAGGGAUGACAUUGGGAGAACGAAUCUAAUUGUCAACUACCUCCCUCAGAACAUGACGCAGGAUGAGCUACGAAGUCUGUUCAGCAGCAUUGGUGAAGUUGAGUCGGCGAAGCUAAUCCGGGACAAAGUAGCAGGACACAGCUUGGGCUAUGGCUUCGUGAACUACGUGACUGCAAAGGACGCAGAGAGAGCGAUCAACACCCUUAACGGCCUGAGGCUCCAGUCCAAAACCAUUAAGGUGUCGUACGCACGCCCGAGCUCAGAAGUCAUCAAAGAUGCCAACUUGUACAUCAGCGGGCUCCCGAGGACCAUGACCCAGAAGGAUGUGGAGGACAUGUUCUCUCGGUUCGGGCGAAUCAUCAACUCGCGGGUCCUUGUGGAUCAGACCACAGGUUUGUCCAGAGGGGUUGCGUUCAUCCGGUUUGACAAACGGUCGGAAGCAGAAGAGGCAAUUACCAGUUUCAAUGGUCAUAAACCCCCAGGUUCCUCUGAGCCCAUCACAGUGAAGUUCGCAGCCAACCCCAACCAGAACAAAAACGUGGCGCUCCUCUCACAGCUGUACCACUCGCCCGCGCGGCGCUUCGGGGGCCCCGUGCACCACCAGGCACAGAGGUUCAGGUUCUCCCCCAUGGGUGUAGAUCACAUGAGUGGGCUUUCUGGUGUCAAUGUCCCAGGAAACGCGUCUUCGGGCUGGUGCAUCUUCAUCUACAACCUCGGGCAAGACGCCGACGAGGGGAUCCUCUGGCAGAUGUUUGGCCCCUUUGGCGCCGUCACCAACGUGAAAGUGAUUCGCGACUUCAACACCAACAAGUGCAAAGGGUUUGGUUUUGUGACCAUGACAAACUAUGAAGAAGCUGCAAUGGCCAUAGCAAGUCUGAACGGCUACCGCCUGGGGGACAAAAUCUUACAGGUUUCCUUCAAAACCAACAAGUCCCACAAAUAACUCGCUCAUGCUUUUUUUUUUGUACGGAAUAGAUAAUUAAGAGUGAAGAAGUUGAAACUUUUUUGUUAGUGUACAACUCAUUUUGCGCCAAUUUUCACAAGUGUUUGUCUUAGUCUAAAUGAGAAGUGAAAACGUUUUUAUACUCUGGGAUGCAACCGACAUGUUCAAAUGUUUGAAAUCCCACAAUGUUAGACCAAUUUUAAGUUUCUUAAGUUAUUUCCUUUAAAAUAUAUAUUAAACAGAAACUUAAGUAGACUGCGUUGACUAACCAGUCCCUCUGGAUGGUGGUGAGACUGAAGCAUGCUUUACUGCUAAGACUGUCUAACACUCGUUUAUUCCAUGUCUCCACAAACUGGAUCAAAAGUGAUCUUUCAGUUUCAGUUUUACCUAAAGAUGUUAGACAAAUGCGAGUGUGCGUCUGCUCAGCUGCUUCAGCAUCUUAAGUGAUGUAUGCUUUGGUUGACAGGAAAUUGCUUUCCUGAGCAGGUCCCACUGCCACCUCCUGCUCACUGAGUCCCGGGCUCUGCCAAGGGGUUCUGGGCGUGGCAGUGGCCCCGUCCGGCGUGGGCCACCACCAGGGAGGAGGGGGCUGCACGCCGGGCUGGGCCAGGCCCUCCAGAGAAGGACACAGAGGUGUCCUGUCGCCCGGGCGCCCGUGGGAACGGACCAAAGAGUUUCAGGGAAACUCCAGUGUAUUCCAGUCGGCCCUGAGCUCCAGGCACUCCCGACGGCGAGUCGCUGCUCCGCCACCCCGAGUUUCUGUCCACACUUUGCAUGCAUGGUGCCCCA